UCCUCUACCUCAUUAAAAACUCAAUUUUCUGUUAAUUCAAACCUCUCCCAUUAAAGCUCUCCUUCCAUGGCUGAUGAUCAUUCAUUCACUGAGAAGAUCAAAAUGUCAAAUUUCAACCCAUCUCAUUCUCACCUUAUUUAUUCCACUGUUUUCCAGCAAAGGCUUUCAAAGGGGCUUAACCUUCGAGUUCUAAGGCUAUUUUGGAAGAGGAGAACAGCAAGGGGUGGAAGAGAGAAGGUCCGGGUUGGGGUGAGAAAGAGAGAGAUAGAAAUGAAGAACUUGAAGCUGAUGAUGGAGAACAAAAGCAUCAUAGAAGAGAAUGAGAAACUGAGAAAGAAAGCUCUUCAACUUCACCAUGAGAACAGAGCCUUGCUAUCUCAACUCAAGAAGCAUUGAGAAAUAUAUGUAUGCAGAAUAUAUCAAUAAAAAUUAGGAUUAAUUACAUUUUUCACCCUUAUAAUUUGAUGUAAAUUAUACUUUUACUUCAUGCAGUUUCAAAUUGAACAAUUUAGUUCAUAUACUUUAAAUAGCA
Messenger RNA from Camellia sinensis, 532 nucleotides. The record is from RefSeq and is a predicted model, not a curated record. Lineage: Eukaryota; Viridiplantae; Streptophyta; Magnoliopsida; Ericales; Theaceae.